Heteronotia binoei (common prickly gecko) is the source of this 894-nucleotide messenger RNA. RefSeq names its product taste receptor type 2 member 8-like. Lineage: Eukaryota; Metazoa; Chordata; Lepidosauria; Squamata; Gekkonidae. The record is from RefSeq and is a predicted model, not a curated record. The coding region runs from base 1 to 894 and encodes 297 amino acids. Gene Ontology annotation, biological process: detection of chemical stimulus involved in sensory perception of bitter taste; G protein-coupled receptor signaling pathway; sensory perception of taste. Gene Ontology annotation, molecular function: G protein-coupled receptor activity; bitter taste receptor activity. Gene Ontology annotation, cellular component: membrane. The transcript has a single exon.
AUGGUGGCAAACGGAUUCAUUGUCCUGAUUAAUUUCAUGGACUGGUUCAGAAGAAGGAAGCUGUCCCCGACAGACCUCAUCUUGAUCUCUCUUGCCUUAUCCAGAGUCUUGCAGCAGGCACUAGCAAUUCUGGAUGCAAUUCUAUUUUCUUUGCUUAACAAUAAAUGGAGCAACGUACUAUUCCUGCUGACUGGCGUGUGGAUAUUCACGAAUGCUGUGAACCUUUGGUUUGCUGCCUGCCUCAGUGUUUUCUAUUUAGCAAAGAUUGCCAUCUUCUCCCACCCCGUCUUUCUCCAAUUCAAGCGACAAUUGUCUGGGCUGGUGCCGUGGCUGCUUCUGGGCUCCGUGGUCUUCUCUUCCAUCGUGACUAUUAUUGUUCUCACAAGCUGGAAAUAUGGCUUGUCUGGCUGCAGUCCCUUUAAAUCACUUCCAGGCAAUAGGAGCAAUGCAGAAAUGAAUAUGCUACAGGUGUGUAGGAAUGUCAUUGCUCUAAUUACUCCAUUUAAUUUUAUUCCCUUGAUGGUGUUUCUGUCCUCAUCCGUCUUGUUAAUAAGUUCUUUGUGGAUGCACGUGAGAAGAGUUCGAAACAAUGGAACUGGCAUCAGGGAUCUUAACACACAAGCGCACCUGAGUGCCAUCAAAGCUCUGGCUUCGUUUGCAGUUCUCUACCUCCUCAGUUUUGCUGUGCAUACUUCACAAUUAGUACUGACCUGGACCAACCAGCGCACUUUGGCAUCUCUGCUCUUUAAUGUGUCUGCUGUGUAUCCCUCUGGACAUGCCAUUAUCUUGAUAUUAAUUAAUCCCAAAUUGAAGCAGGCAUGGGUCAGGAUGAUGCAUCCCUUUAAAUGCUGUUUGAAUAAAGCACCAUCUUUAAAAUCUACCAAUUCAUCUUAG